AUGCCCUGGGUCCAACAUGCAGCUGUCUCGGAUUCCAUCAUGAACCGGCUACCAUCCCUCCUGCGGCCCGCCCGUUCGGGCCCUCGAUACUCGGUUCGACCGUUCUAUGCGUCGCUUCUGGUAAUUACAGUGCUUGCGGUGGCCAGCUGGACUUUGGUGGGAUAUGGGAAUGGACAAACACAUGAGCGUACAGCAGCGGGUGUACUUGUACGGCGGGCUGACGAACCAGAGUGUCGCCUAGUUCGCAAUGUCAAAGAUCAGUGUGCAUAUGUGCGCGAGAACUGCCCCGACCAUCAAGAUGGCCUCCUCUCCUACCUAGAGCUCUACUAUUGCGCCCUGCCCAAUGCCAAACCAUUGGCGUUCGUUAUCAUAGUUCUCUGGCUGUCGCUACUUUUCAGUACUAUCGGCAUUGCAGCCAGCGACUUCCUAUGCAUCGAUUUGAGUACGCUAGCGAGUAUCCUUGGGUUGAGUGAGAGCCUAACAGGCGUCACCUUUCUCGCGUUCGGAAAUGGAAGUCCCGAUGUCUUCUCUACCUUCGCCGCUAUGCGAUCGAAUAGCGGGAGCUUGGCGAUUGGAGAAUUGAUCGGUGCGGCGACUUUCAUUACAUCAGUAGUAGCUGGCUCUAUGGCCUUGGUCCGUCCGUUCAAGGUCGCCCGGCGGAGUUUUGUCCGUGAUGUCGGGUAUUUUGUGAUCGCAGUGAGCUUCAGCAUGAUCUUGGUGGCCGAUGGUCGCCUUCAUGCUUGGGAGGCAGCUGCAAUGGUUGCUCUGUACGUCUUUUACGUGAUUUUGGUCGUUAGUUGGCACUGGUAUCUCGUUCGGCGCCGUCGGAAGUACGAGAGGGACCUAGCAGCCCGAACCCACUUCCAUAUCCCUGACAACCAGGAGCUGGAAAUUGAUCAGCAAAUGGAAGACGACGAUCCAGGCGUGGCUUCGGAAUCUCGCAGUCUUCUCCGUGGAGCGUCAACAGACGAUUUCGACCUUCUGGAACGAUCAGGUGGCCUUCCCACUUGGAAGGAGGAAGAGGACGAAGAUGACGAGACACGAAACAGGUAUCUGGCGGAGAUUCGCGACAAUAUGCAUGUCUAUCGACCUGCUGCCCUAUCGAGGCGAAAUACUAUCAACCCGAUUCGUCCCAGUCUUGUUGGUGCAUUGGAAUUCCAAUCAGUCCUUCAGUCACUUCAAAAGUCGAGAGCUACCGGGCAUAAUCCAACGAUCAGCCUAAGUAGUUACUCUGACGAUGGCGAUGAUUCAUCUCAACCAUUUGAUACGCGCUCCAUAGCGUCACAUCCCCGUGCUACUAGACCAACUACUGUCAAUGAUCGUCUAUCACCGCACAGUGCAGAGGGGUCAAGGGCCCGAGCUGUCUCAGCGAAUGAUGCCGAUAGAUUACAGAUUGACUCUAGUGUCUUUGAUCGACAAGGCCAAGCUCCUCGUCUGACCGUAAGGCGUCCAUCGAAUGAGCCUGCAGAUAGGACUGGUGGGAUGCAGACUCCUCAGCUUCCUCGCAUUGAUACUAAUGCGUUAUUGACUGCCUCUCCUUCAUCCUCGGAGCACCCAUCACCAAACACAAGCCCUACUAUCGGGCCGACUGUUCCUCCACCCCCAGACCUGCUAGCACCGCCGGGAGCUUUCCAUUCGCCAAAUUACCAAACAUCGACCACGCAUGAUCGCUCUUCGGGCCCAGUCUCACCGCGAGGAGGCAAUGGAAGCUAUCCCUCUGGAGCUGGUCCAGAAAGCCCGGCUGUGCCUUUCCCCGCAUUCAUCGAUAUACCCUCAGCUCCAUCAUCCCGUGCUCCCAGUAUUCGUCUGCCCAACCCAGUGGCGAGCCCAUCGGAGCAACUCAUGAUCCAUGACAGCCUAUAUGACACGGCCAAUGACAGCGCGUCAUUGAAAGCGCCAUUGAUGAAAUGGUGGCCGAGUUCAAUCCUUCCUCCUGCUGCGCACAUUUUUUGCACCCUUUUCCCAACAUUAGCUGGCUGGAAAUCCAAAACCAUAGUAGCACGGCUGUUGGGAAUAAUCGCUGCACCAAGUGUCUUCCUUCUCACAAUCACUGUCCCAGUCAUUGAACCUGAAGUGUCAGAAGCUGAUGAGCUGGAUCCCUUUCCUGCCGUGAUUAUUGAGCCAUUUGGCGACAAUGGCAAUCCAGCACCUAGGGUGAGACUACCUGGAGACAGUCCAACCCUUCAUCCCAAUGGACAUAAUCACCUCGAGCCUUUUCCUGAGGGACAUUCCGCCCCCUCGCAUCCCAGACGAAAGUCCACACAUCCUGAAUAUUCGCCCCGCCCACGCUGGGAUUCUGAGUUGCCGGCCGUACCACAUGCAGCCCCAGAUGCAGCAUCUGUGGAAGUAAAGGAUUGGAAUCGCUGGCUCAUCUCCAUCCAGCUUUUCACCGGGCCAUUCUUUGUCACACUAAUCGCCUGGAGUACCGUAGACGAAGAGCUCGAUCCGAAGAAACUCAUUCUGCCUUCAUUGGUGUCUCUUUUAUUCUCAUUUUUGUGUUUGAGUGUCCUCGUCACAUCUACCCGUCGCCGUCGACCAUGGCACCAUAAUAGCCACGUUGACCAGUCAUACUUCCACCAGCAUGAAACAUCAGAUAUGUCGAAACCCCAAUCUCUCCCAUCUGCAUGGCGAUCUUUCCUUUCCCUCCUAGGGUUCUUAGUCGCAAUUUCUUGGAUUGCCACCAUCGCGACAGAAGUGGUCUCAGUGCUCAAGACCAUUGGUGUGAUUCUGAACAUCUCCGACUCACUGUUGGGAUUGACCAUCUUCGCCGUCGGCAAUUCGCUCGGCGAUCUAGUCGCCGACAUCACCGUCGCCCGACUGGGAUAUCCUGUGAUGGCAUUGAGCGCCUGUUUCGGCGGACCCAUGCUCAACAUUCUCCUGGGUGUCGGUCUUGGCGGUUUAUACAUGACUCUCAGCCCGGGCAAGUCAUCUCCCAAACAUGACGAGAUGCUCACUCGGGUUCCCUAUGAGAUCAGUAUCUCCAAGGUGCUGGUUAUCAGCGGUGCCACCCUUUUAUUUGUUCUUGUUGGUCUUUUGAUUGUAGUUCCAUUGAACAAUUGGCGUAUGGAUCGCAGGAUUGGGUGGGGUUUGAUUGCAGUUUGGUGUAUGAGUACCUUGGGAAAUGUGAUUGCGGAGGUUGCAUCAUGA
This is a messenger RNA of Penicillium subrubescens, 3147 nucleotides long. RefSeq names its product sodium/calcium exchanger protein. Gene Ontology annotation, cellular component: membrane. The record is from RefSeq and is a predicted model, not a curated record. The coding region runs from base 1 to 3147 and encodes 1048 amino acids. Gene Ontology annotation, biological process: intracellular calcium ion homeostasis; transmembrane transport; monoatomic cation transport. Gene Ontology annotation, molecular function: monoatomic cation transmembrane transporter activity. NCBI's taxonomy places the organism in Eukaryota, Fungi, Ascomycota, Eurotiomycetes, Eurotiales, Aspergillaceae. The transcript has 2 exons.